Myzus persicae (green peach aphid) is the source of this 1595-nucleotide messenger RNA. RefSeq lists its product as uncharacterized. The transcript is spliced from 3 exons. Lineage: Eukaryota; Metazoa; Arthropoda; Insecta; Hemiptera; Aphididae. The record is from RefSeq and is a predicted model, not a curated record. Bases 241 to 1578 code for a protein of 445 amino acids.
UGCCAACCGUACGGUCCCGGUUGGGGAAGUACGGUAAUUUGGCCUCCCGUACGGUCCACGGACGGACCUGUCAAAAUCAUGGAAAAAUACGGUAAUUCUAUUUACCGACAUGAUUGUCAUUAUUCUAAAUUCUUGAAAUAUUUAUUGUUUUUAGGUAUAAAACUUUAAGUUUUAGUUAUAACCAUAUAAAUUAUAGCUAAGUAAUAUAAACAUUUCCGUUGGUUUUAUAUAUUUUUUAUUAUGAUGUUUAAUGAAAGUGAUGAUGACAUUGAUGCACCUUCGACUUCAACACCGCGUGGUGAAAGCACCCAUAAGCUUGGCCAUAGAACGCAGAAAUAUAGGACGGAAUGGGAGCAACUACCCGGUUUCAAAAAUUGGCUUGGACCAGUGAAAGACAACAUCACAAAAGCUUAUUGUUGCUAUUGCAAACGGGAAAUGGUCUCAGAAAUAACAACAAUAAAAAAACAUGCAGCUUCUUUGGCUCAUUCGAAAAAUGUUAAAUCCAUUACUAAUAUUUUUAAGAAAGUUGACGAUGUGAAUGAGGUUAAAAAAAUCAAUCAAAUUAAAAGAGCUGAAAUAUUAAUUUGUGGUUUUCUAUCCGAACACAAUAUAUCUUUCAAUACUGCUGAUCAUUUAACACAAAUACUAAAAAAAGCAUUUCCAGACUCUGAUAUUGCGAAAAAAAUUGUUUUGGGUCGAACUAAGGCUACUAAAAUUGUAACAAAUGUCAUUGGUAAGAAUCACAAAGAAGAAUUAGUUCAAGAUUUAAAAAACACAACUUUCAGUGUUAUAAUCGAUGAAAGUACUGACGUGGGAACUCUUAAGACCUUGUGCAUUUGUGUUAGGUACUUUAACCCUACAACAAAUAAGAUCAUGUCAAGGUUUUGGGAAUUAAUUGAAGUGUUUAAAGAUUCUGAUUCAGCUAACGAAGGUGCCACUGCAAGUAAGAUAUAUACUGAAGUAAUAAACUCUUUUAGAAAUGAAAGUAUUCCACUAGAAAAUAUAAUCGGCUUUGCAUCUGACGGUUGUAAUACAAUGUUUGGACCUUGGAAUUCGGUGGCAAGUCGCUUUAAGGAAGAUUUUCCUGGAGUUAUGGUGCAAAAAUGUAUUUGCCAUUCAUUAGCGCUGUGUGCUAGUGAAGCCUGUAAAAUUUUGCCUCGAAGAUGUGAAGACUUAUCACGAGAUGUUUACAAUUUUUUCAAAACAAGCUGUAAACGAAUUGCUCAAUUCAAAGAAUUUCAAACAUUUUGUGAUGUUAAUCCACACCGAAUAUUAAGACCAUCGCAAACACGAUGGUUGUCUUUGUUGAUGGUAGUUCAGCGAAUUCUGGAACAGUGGGAACCUCUUAAAAUGUUUUUCAGAUUACAUGGAUUUGAAGAACGUGUUGUAAUGGCAGAAACCAUCUAUAAUAAUUUAAAUGAUCCACUUAAUUUUUUAUUUUACAACUUUUUGGAAUGGGUAUUACCAAAGUUUGUAAAUUUGAAUAAGCUCUUUCAGAGUGAAAAAAGUGUUGUUGCUGUAUUACAUAUUAGAAUGAAGGAAACAUACCAAGGUAGUUAUGAUAAACAAAUAAGCUAAAUUUAAAUUAAACCAAC